GUCCCGCUGCUCCCCACGACCAUGCCCGAGCCGGCCAAGUCGGCGCCCGCCCCGAAGAAGGGCUCCAAGAAGGCGGUGGCCAAGGCGCAGAAGAAAGACGGCAAGAAGCGCAAGCGCAGCCGCAAGGAGAGCUACGCGGUGUACGUGUACAAGGUGCUGAAGCAGGUGCACCCGGACACGGGCAUCUCGUCCAAGGCCAUGGGCAUCAUGAACUCGUUCGUCAACGACAUCUUCGAGCGCAUCGCGGGCGAGGCGUCGCGCCUGGCGCAUUGCAACAAGCGCUCGACCAUCACGUCCCGGGAGAUCCAGACGGCCGUGCGCCUGCUGCUGCCCGGGGAGCUGGCCAAGCACGCCGUGUCCGAGGGCACCAAGGCCGUCACCAAGUACACCAGCUCUAAGUGAGCGCACCUCAGCGGCUUAGCUCCCGCCCCAAAGGCUCUCUUCAGAGCUACUCACUUCACAGAAAUAGCUGUUGCAUUACCUCUGUAAUCUAUGUAGUUUCUCAGAAGCGUUACGGGCUGGUUUGGGAGCGGGAGGUACGUGGAGACCAGAGCAAAAUGUUAAGCUUUCCGUACGGAUUCCUGAGUAAGCACUCGGCGUAGUAUACGCCAACUUAGUGUUGGUUCUUUGAAAGACGUCCUGUGAAAGACUUGGCUUUGCCCUCUGGCACAGUAGCCAAAUUCCGCUCUUGGUGACGCUCAGUGCAAGUAAUGCUGUCAUUCUGAUCGGAAGGGCCAGUAUUUGAAAAGCCCGCUCUGCGCUGUAAAUUUGCUAUAUAAUCUAUCUGGUACGCGUUUCCAGGAAAUUCUCUGGAGGGUAAAAUUGUGACCCCUGCAUUCCUUGAGGGAAGUCACCCGGCCCUGCAGUCCGAGUCUUAAGCUCAACAUCAACGGUUCUACCUUGUGCAUCGUAUCCUGGGCUAGUCCAUGAUCAGAAAUCCUGAGGCUUGGGGACCACAUGGAUGGACCUAGAGGGUAUCAUUCUAGGUGAAAUAAGUCAGAAAGGCAAGUACAGUACCAUAUUAUA
Hipposideros armiger (great roundleaf bat) is the source of this 1026-nucleotide messenger RNA. RefSeq names its product histone H2B type 1-like. The transcript has a single exon. Gene Ontology annotation, cellular component: nucleosome. Gene Ontology annotation, molecular function: structural constituent of chromatin; protein heterodimerization activity; DNA binding. The coding region runs from base 22 to 402 and encodes 126 amino acids. NCBI's taxonomy places the organism in Eukaryota, Metazoa, Chordata, Mammalia, Chiroptera, Hipposideridae. The record is from RefSeq and is a predicted model, not a curated record.